AUGACCGAAUACUGUCUUGGUGCGCUCGAACACGUCGGCCACCACUCAGAAUCCAGAAGUCCCUGCUUAUCAGAGUAUAUGGAAGUGCGGCGGCGAGGUGUCGGUGUGACGCCCGUGAUUGCUUUGAUGGAAUACGCGCUUCAACUCGAGAUUCCAGAUCAUGUAUACCAGCAGGAGUGUUUCGGGAAACUCAAACAAGUUGUGAUUGAUGUGAUCUUGAUCCAGAACGAUAUCAUAUCCUACAAGAAAGAACAGGCUGACGGCGUCCCUCACAAUCUGAUCACAGUCCUUCGAAACGGUGGGAUGACCACCCAAGAAGCAUUCAACCACGCUGGAGAGAUGCUGAAUAAAUGCUACCAAGAGUGGUUGGAUGUGAAAGCAGAAUUCCCAGCAGGCGAAGAUUUAGCGAAGUUCGUUGAAGGCACGAGAACGAUCAUGCUAGCGAGCCUGCAUUGGCAUUUUCGUUCUGAUAGGUAUUUUGGUGAGAUGAAGGAUAUUGUACGGCAACACAAGAUCGUCUGUUUGGAACAGGAGUCUAGAAUGGUGGUACCAAGUGGAUUGAAGCUAGUUGUGUCGGCUUUUCAGGACUGGAUGAACACGUUCAAGAAGCAUGUUGAGGUACUUACUUCUUAUAUGCAAAGUGGGCAGGUGCCGAAGAGUUAG
This is a messenger RNA of Cadophora gregata, 663 nucleotides long. RefSeq lists its product as uncharacterized. NCBI's taxonomy places the organism in Eukaryota, Fungi, Ascomycota, Leotiomycetes, Helotiales, Ploettnerulaceae. The record is from RefSeq and is a predicted model, not a curated record. The transcript is spliced from 5 exons. The coding region runs from base 1 to 663 and encodes 220 amino acids.